Messenger RNA from Harmonia axyridis, 4668 nucleotides. RefSeq names its product dual 3',5'-cyclic-AMP and -GMP phosphodiesterase 11. Gene Ontology annotation, biological process: signal transduction. The record is from RefSeq and is a predicted model, not a curated record. The transcript is spliced from 16 exons. NCBI's taxonomy places the organism in Eukaryota, Metazoa, Arthropoda, Insecta, Coleoptera, Coccinellidae. Gene Ontology annotation, molecular function: protein binding; 3',5'-cyclic-AMP phosphodiesterase activity; 3',5'-cyclic-GMP phosphodiesterase activity. Bases 756 to 3566 code for a protein of 936 amino acids.
UUCAGUCGUUUCCAAAACGUCGCAGUGACAAGGCUGCGUCCGGUUGGCGCGUUGAACACAGCGGAUCUUUCGGUGUGUGUGUACGUUAAGUUUAUUUCAUUCGUUGACGGAGUUAACUCUGCCGCACUUAUCGCACAGUGGAAAGUUUUGGGAGUUCAACAUGUGAAUCCGUUCGUUUGAACACUUUUUAAGUUUUUCUACUUUGUGUAUUUUAGUUGAUUGACUAUCAGAAGGAUUUUCUUUAUUGUUUUUAUGAUUUGCUGCUUUUAUUGGAAAGCAAGUGCCAGAUAGAUAUGAUAAAGAGUAGAACAGUGUAUCGGGACCUUUCAGUGACAAAUUUAACGAUUUACAUUUCCUAUAAAGAGCUACGUUGGCAGAAGGGAAGUUAAUCGGCCCACGAACAUAGCCCUGGAGAACUCCAAAUUCGGGAAUUCGUCACAUGGAAACUCAGAUCCGGGCUUGUCCAAGGAGAGAGCACUAAAGGCCCAAAAACGGCUACUACAAAAGGUGCCCGGCACAAGAUCAGGAAGAGAUACCACAUUCUGAAGAUACCUAGUCAUAAAAUCAAGUCGCAUUGGGCUUGGACAACUGAGAUAACGUUCGAACCGAAAGCUUCGAUAAUUGGAAAAAUUUCGGACGUAGCAGUGACCAUAAAACAGUGGUGGCGCGAUGUGGGGCUGUGCCCCAGGCCGGCCCCCACUGCGGUAGGCCUUCCAGCGUCGCGCCGGAAUCGUAAAGGGGGCGCGUUGCGACACAUGGGCACGUCGUUUAGUAUGUGCAAAUUGAAUAACUGCAAAAUCAAGAGAAGCUUACACCUCCGCAGUAGUGGCGACGAUUGUCGGAUGCCAGCAGAGGGGGCUGGCCCCACCUCGGACAGUUUGCGAGAUAGGCACCAGAAGUUCUCUCAGCGUCUGCUCGAGAAUACCGGAAAUGGUUACGAUCCCGAGUUUGCGCGGAUGGAAGCAUGGCUCGAUGAGCAUCCGGAUUUUGUUCAAGACUAUUUUCUGAGGAAAGCCACGAGGCAGGUCGUGGACACGUGGUUGCUGUCCCACGCUACCCCCACCCCCUCCAGCGUGGAACUGUCCUCUCCGACGCAUAAUCAGUCCAGGGGCGGAUCAGGUGCCACGACGCCGGUGAGGAAGAUUUCCGCCCACGAGUUUGAGCGUGUUGGACUUCUGAAGCCCAUCAUAAGCACGGUCGAUGGGCAGACGACCUUCUUGACCGGGUCAGGUGACUCGCAGAACAAUGGAGGGGGGCCUGGAAGUCCCUCCUCGGUACGUAGACAGAGGAGGUCUAGGCACGAACUCAGGCAGCUGGAUGAGAAGGAGUUGAUUUUUGAGUUGGUGAAAGAUAUAUGCAAUGAGCUCGAAGUGCGCUCUUUGUGCCAUAAGAUCCUGCAGAAUGUGUCGAUGUUACUGCACGCAGACCGCGGGUCGUUAUUUCUAGUCCAAGGGGAAAGGGGUGGCGGGUGCACACCCCUCCCUCCUGGGGGUAAACCUCGGGGUAGAUGUCUAGUCUCGAAAUUGUUCGAUGUUUGUUCGAGGAGCACGCUGAAGGAGAUGGAGAAAAAGGACGAGAUCAGGAUACCAUGGGGCACCGGCAUCGUCGGAUAUGUGGCAGAGAGCGGGGAGCCAGUGAACAUACCCGACGCAUAUCAGGACGAACGUUUCAACCAUGAUAUAGACGCUCUGACAGGUUACAGGACCAAAACCUUACUGUGCAUGCCCAUAAAGGAUACCAAUGGGGAUGUUAUCGGUGUUGCACAAGUAAUAAAUAAAUUAGGGGACCAGCCGUUCACAAAGCUCGACGAAGAAGUAUUUUCUAGUUAUCUGCAAUUCUGCGGAAUAGGAUUAAGAAACGCGCAUUUAUACGAAAAAUCGCAACUCGAGGUCAAGAGGAAUCAGGUCUUAUUGGACUUGGCGCGUAUGAUCUUCGAGGAACAGAGUACCAUUGAACAUGUGGUGUUCAGGAUAUUAACUCAUACACAAAGUCUAAUUCAAUGCCAAAGAGUACAGGUUUUAUUGGUAGGUGGUUCUAAAGUAAGUUUUUCGAGAGUAUUCGAUUUCGAAGCAAAUGACCUCGAUAUCACGGAGGAUGGUGAAUCAAGAACAAGUCCCUUCGAAAGUCGAUUUCCAAUCAACAUAGGAAUAACUGGACAUGUCGCUGCAACAGGAGAAGUGGUGAACAUAGCCAACGCUGAAGAAGACCCCAAGUUCGACCCCAGCGUAGAUGACGGGACCGGCUUCAAGCACAAAACCGUACUGUGCAUGCCGAUAAAAAAUUCCUCGGGUGAGAUAAUCGGCGUAAUACAGUUGGUCAAUAAGUUCAACGACUUGCCGUUCACCAAAAACGACGAGAACUUCGUAGAGGCAUUCGCAAUAUUCUGUGGUAUGGGAAUUCACAAUACUCACAUGUAUGAAAAAGCUGUGAUUGCUAUUGCCAAGCAGAGCGUGACAUUGGAUGUGCUGUCAUAUCACGCCACGGCCAGUCUGGAGGACGCACAAAAACUUGGGAGCUUGAGGGUUCCGUCAUCCGCACAUUUAAGACUUCACAGUUUUUCUUUCGACGAUAUUCACAUGAGUGACGAUGAUACUCUUACGGCCUGUAUAAGGAUGUUUCUAGACUUAGACCUAGUGGAAAGAUUCCAUAUGGAUUAUGAGGUGUUAUGCAGGUGGUUGUUGUCUGUCAAGAAGAAUUACCGAAAUGUUACCUAUCACAACUGGAGGCACGCAUUCAAUGUGGCCCAGAUGAUGUUCGCCAUCUUAACGGUCACACAAUGGUGGAACAUUUUUGGAGAAAUAGAAUGUCUUGCUUUAAUGAUAGCAUGUCUCUGCCAUGACUUGGACCACAGGGGGACAAAUAAUUCAUUCCAAAUCAAAGCUUCAUCGCCACUGGCCCAGCUGUACUCCACCUCCACCAUGGAGCAUCAUCACUUCGACCAGUGCAUCAUGAUCCUGAACUCCCCUGGCAACCAGCUACUCUCCAACAUCUCAUCAGAGGAAUACUCUAGGGUGAUAAGGGUGUUGGAAGAGGCUAUUUUGUCGACAGAUCUCGCGAUUUACUUCAGAAAGAGGGGGGCGUUUUUCACGGCCGUAAGGGAGGGGGCCUGCUGGCAAAUGGACGAGAACAGGGAAACCCUCAGGGCGAUGCUAAUGACCGUUUGUGAUUUAUCCGCUAUCACGAAACCCUGGGAGGUCGAGAAGAGGGUGGCAGAACUCGUUUCCUCCGAGUUCUUCGAACAGGGUGACAUGGAAAGAGAGGAGCUCAACAUCACACCUAUUGAUUUGAUGAAUAGGGAAAAAGAAGACCAAUUACCCCUUAUGCAAGUUGGAUUCAUCGACUCGAUUUGUUUACCAAUAUAUGAAGCAUUUGGUCUACUUUCCGAGAAUUUAGAACCUUUGGUUGUGGGAGUGAAGAAAAACCGUGAGAAGUGGAUGGAAAUAGCAAUGGAUCAAAGUCUUGUUACGAUUGACGAUGAGGAAAGAAAUAAUAAUCAGAAUUCUCCCAAAUCGAAUAUGAGCGGGUCAAGUUCUAAUAUAUCUGCAGCAGAAAGUACAACUAACUGAAACAUAAUUGAAUUGUAUUAAAAUACAUAUGUAUAUAAUUAACCAGGAAAAUUAUUUAUUGUUAGUUUUAGAAAAAAGACUUAUGGAUUUGAAAAAUCUAUGAAAAAAAUAUUUUAGUCAUAUUUCCAAAUAUAAUGAAACUGUUAAUGAAAUGAAAUAUGUUAACUUUACUCCAACAUUGUCUUAUAGUGACAAUUGCAAAUAUUUUAACACCGUUAACACAUGUCGUCAUUUCCCUUAGACUAUGGAGCUCAUCCAGUUUUUUCGAUUGUAUCAUUCCAGUAAAAAGUAGAUUCAAACAAAUUAUAUAGCUGUCUUCCACAAAAUGUUCAAUACUGAGACUAAAUUUUAAUGACAAAUCUUCAAAACUAUAUUCUUUAUGGGUCUUAAAUAUACCAAAUUUUUCAUAUAGCUUGACUCUUCUUAAAUUUUGGACCAUAUUGAAAUUAGUACUGUAGCUGCAAUAAAAAAGCGAUGUGGAAAAUAAUUAUGAAUUCUACAUUUUGUAAUUCUCAUUAUUGAAAAUUUGUAACUAUUGAUUUUUUAAAGGCCUAUUGAAUUUAUAUGAACAAGAAUACCAUAACUCUUUAAAAUUUGAAAGGAUGAUUAUAAAUCUAGAACUACAAAAAUAUUGUAAAUAAUUGUCGCUUAAUCAAAAAGUAUAUUAUUUUUUGAAGUGAUUGUUGAUAACCUAGCAACCAUUUAGUUGAGCAGGAUUUGUAUUUACAGUAUUUAUUUAUUUUAUUUAUAUAUUUAUAAGGUCUCAGAUUUCAUGAGUUUUACUAAAAAGCUCUCUUGUGUAUAUAUUUUGUUGUGAUAAUUAUAAUUGUAGGGAAUUUCAAAAACGCAUUAAUUAAACUUAGUUGAUGAAUUAUAGAGUGAUCAAUAACUAAUUUUUUUAAGUGAUUUUCAAUUAGUAUUUUGGUUAAUGAAAAUUUUUGUUGAACCUAGUGCAACCAAAGUGAUUAUAUAACGAACUAACUUUAGGUAAGACUAUUUUUACAACUUUCAGUGUGAUGUCCACUUUAGUUAUAAGAUUUAGAGUUUUCUGAUUUUGUUAUACGAACAGGAAUAUUGAGAAAUAAUAUAUUUAUGACCUAUU